UUUUACGAUAGACUCGGAGGUCACAUGAUAUGUUCUUUUUCACAUGACUGCGGAUGCGAUCGGAAGCAAACAUGAAUUCCAUCUGGAUUGUCUGUUGUAUUCUCAUUUCACAAAGUUUAGCUUACAAAACAUACUACCUUGAUGAAAAUUGUGACAGAACUCUAGAUGUAGACACUUAUUUCCGACUUCAGGCAUCCAGAAAGUCCAAUCUGCAGUCAAACAUGAACUGUACUGUGGCCCUUUUCGCCAGAUCAGGAAAACUUGGGGGUUCUGCGAGGAUCCACGCUCGUUUCCUCAGCAUCAACAUGCCUUUCUCAUCGGCAGUAUCAGGGUGUGACAGAGUAAAGCUAGAGCUUCACGAUGGAAUAAGAAAUGCAACUCUACUGACACCUCCCAACGGACUUUGUGGGGACUCCUUUUACAACACAUACAGCUACGUCACUGUCAAGGAUAGCUAUAUGACCUUCACUUUGACAACAAACCCUUCACCUCAGACUGGGUCAUUUGAUGCAAUCAUCACAAACUUUCAUGAAGUUGAAGGAGAGGAGAAAUGUCUAGAUAAUUGGUGGAAAUGUGGAAAUGGUCGUUGUGUGGAUCCGUCAACCAAAUGCAACUCGUUUGAUAACUGUGGAGACAACACCGACGAGACAUACGAGAAAUGUAAACCAACGAUGUAUUUUUAUGAAAAUUGUGGACAAGAGAUCCAUGUCUAUGAUGCUGUCCAUUUGAAACUGAAACGAAGUGGCAGCAUGUUGAUACCUAACACUGUGUGUGAUAAUAUCGUGGUGGCCCACGGGAAAUCUCAGGGUAUUGGUGAGCCUGCGCAAGUUUAUGCCCAUUUCCGUUCCAUCAGCCUUUCACAGCCCGUGUCUGGAAAUUGCACCUCGGCUAGAAUUGACGUAUACGAUGGAUUACGAAAUAAAAAGAGAAUAUCGGGAAGUGAAGGAUUAUGUGGAACUUCCUUAACAAAUGCCGACUAUACGACCGCAAAUGAUAAUUUUAUGCCCAUAGAAUUCACCACAGAUACAACCACACAACAAGGAAAUUUUGAAAUAACUCUCACUAGUUUUCAUACAGGGGAUUGCAUAUCAGGCGAGUUCCGUUGUGGGAACGGACGGUGUGUGGACACGACAGUACAAUGUGACGGUUACCAGAACUGUGGUGACAAUAGUGACAAUGAUAGUGAUCUGUGUAAACUCGUCACCGCGCUGGCCACGGGGGCCAUAGUUGCCAUCGUGUUGUCCGCGAUCUUCCUUGUUAUAUGUGUGCCAAUCUGUAUAAUUGUUUGUUUAGGGAGACGUCGAAGGGGAAAUUAUUCUGGAAUUUAAACUUUUGUAUUAUAAUUUUUUUAAAAUUGAACAAUACAGCAUCUCCAUCAUAAUUUCAAGACAAUGUUCAUUAUAUGGUGAAAUGAGUGUCUGUGAUUAAAUGAAUUAUAUAAUGUACAUGUGGCAACAAAUAU
Messenger RNA from Saccostrea echinata, 1462 nucleotides. RefSeq names its product low-density lipoprotein receptor-related protein 2-like. The transcript is spliced from 7 exons. NCBI's taxonomy places the organism in Eukaryota, Metazoa, Mollusca, Bivalvia, Ostreida, Ostreidae. Bases 54 to 1328 code for a protein of 424 amino acids. The record is from RefSeq and is a predicted model, not a curated record. Gene Ontology annotation, molecular function: protein binding.